Tetranychus urticae (two-spotted spider mite) is the source of this 1916-nucleotide messenger RNA. RefSeq names its product solute carrier family 22 member 13-like. Gene Ontology annotation, cellular component: membrane. Gene Ontology annotation, biological process: transmembrane transport. Lineage: Eukaryota; Metazoa; Arthropoda; Arachnida; Trombidiformes; Tetranychidae. The record is from RefSeq and is a predicted model, not a curated record. Gene Ontology annotation, molecular function: transmembrane transporter activity.
AUUUCCACUAGUCUUUACUAGUCAUUAACAAUUUACUCAGGCUCUUGUAUAAAUGAAUUUGGUAUGAAGGAGAAAACUUCUCAUUUGAUAUCAUUUUCAAUGGAAUUGAAUCGAAGCUGAGCAAACUUAACCUUUCAAUCAAAUGAAGACUCUAAUGUUGUAUCAAUUCAGAUGCUAUUAGCUUUCAAUCAGCUCGACAAUAUGGAUGUUUGAUUUAGUGUUUAGUCGCGAUCAAUAAAAAAUGACCAGUUUUGGUGUAAAUGAUUUAAAUAAUAAAAAGAAUGAAGAUGAUCGUAUUGUGAAUAUUUCUGAUCUAAUCGGUUCUUGGGGUCCUUUUCAAAAACGGUUAUUCAUCAUAAUCGGGUUGUUUCAAUGUGUUUAUCCAUUCAACAAUUCAUCUUUAUUUUAUUUCUCUAUCAAAGAGGAUAUUGUUUGUGAUAAAGGAAACGGAACUCAGGUAAUUUUCCAACCAGAUAAAUGUUCACUCAAUGAUUUAGACGCUUGUAUAAACUGGGAUUUCACUUCAACUCGAGUCACCAUUUCAAAAGAAUGGACAUUCGUUUGUGAAAGAUACUGGUUAAGGUCAGUUACUCUGUCAGCCUACGUAGUUGGUCAGUCAAUCGCUGGUUUCUUUGUUGGUUGGAUCUCUGAUCGAUUGGGUCGUAAAUUUGCCAUAAAAUAUUGCAUUAUAUUGGAAUUAAUCUGUGAAUGUUAUUUAAUUGUAAUCAACAAUGAGUUCUUAUUCAUGGCUGGACGAGUUCUUCAUGGGAUGGCUGGAUUUGGACGUUCACUGUGUUCAAUCAUCUUACUAAUGGAAAGUGUUGAUCCACAAUAUCGUGGUAAAGUAAUGUUCUGGUACGAUUCUAUCUGGUACAUGUCGACACUCGUCAUGAUUGGAGUUGCCUAUUCGGUUCCAAACUUUCGCUUAAUUUACUUAGGAACUGCGAGUUACCAGAUGAUCUGUUUACUUUUAGUCAAAUUUUUACCCGAAUCUCCUCGUUGGCAAAUGGUUUCUGGGGAAACUGAUAGAGCUGAGGUUACUUUACGUCAAUUUUCAUAUGAAAUGAGUGAAACCCGAUUUGAAGAGAAAUUUAAAAAAUUAAAAGAUCAUCUGAGUAAAUUUGAAACAGUCGAAAAAUUAGGAAUGAUUAGCUUGUUUCGCCACCGGAGAACAAUUAAAUUGGUUCUAGUUUUAUGUCUCAUUUGGGCUGUUCGGGCAAUCGAUGGUUCUGGACUUCACUAUUGUACACUUGAUUUACCAGGAAAUGUCUUUUUCAACAAUUUCAUCUUUCAUUCGUUUGCUAUGCUGGCAGUUUUAUUGAUGACUUUAAGAGCUGACAGUCACCAAAGGAAGGUUCUGUUAAUUGCUUUUUUCUCUUUCAAUUCAUUCCUUUUUCUGUACUUCGCCCUUUUCUUGAGCGGUUCAUCGCAUUCAAUUGUGAUCAAAAUUAUUUUCGUCUCAAUUGCAACCUUUGGUAAUGCAGCUCUCAGUAAUUUGCUUUAUGUUUAUACACCAGAAGUUUAUCCAACAAAUAUAAGAAAUUUAGGAACUGGAGUUUGUACAGUUGCAGCCGAGUUUGCAGCUUGCUUAGGCCCAUUCAUUAAUCAACUGUCUUUGCAUUUUGAAUUGCUUUUACAGACUUCAAUGACAAGCUUAAGAACCACUUUCAUUGGACUUUCAUUGGCCGCUUUAACCGGUGCUGUUUCAGUGACUACUUUACCGGAGACGAAAGGGGUUGAGAUGCCUGAUACAGUUGAACAAAUGUUAUUAUGUGAUCAUUGUGAUGAAGAAAAGUAGUAAUUCAAUUCACUGAUUGAUUAUCAAUAAAUUAGUGGCUAGUAAUGAUUAACUCAAACGUAGUUUGACUUUAAAAAGUAAUGUGUAUCAAUAAUUUUGUUGGUUUGGAAAUAAAUUU